Dovyalis caffra is the source of this 1371-nucleotide messenger RNA. The record is from the annotation of a GenBank genome assembly. Lineage: Eukaryota; Viridiplantae; Streptophyta; Magnoliopsida; Malpighiales; Salicaceae.
AUGGAAAAAUCGAAGAUUGACCAUAUGGUUGGUGGCAAGUUCAAGCUUGGGAGGAAGAUUGGCAGUGGAUCUUUUGGAGAACUCUUUCUGGGUGUCAAUGUGCAAACUGGAGAGGAAGUUGCUGUUAAACUGGAAUCUGUAAAGACCAAGCAUCCACAGCUUCAUUAUGAGUCAAAGUUGUAUAUGCUUCUUCAAGGAGGGACUGGAAUUCCCCAUCUCAAGUGGUUCGGAGUUGAGGCUGAGUACAAUGUCAUGGUCAUUGACCUUCUUGGACCAAGUUUGGAAGAUUUAUUCAACUACUGCAACAGGAAAUUCACAUUGAAAACAGUACUGAUGCUUGCAGAUCAAUUAAUUAACAGAGUUGAAUACAUGCAUUCGAGAGGUUUUCUUCACCGUGAUAUAAAGCCAGACAAUUUUUUGAUGGGCCUAGGCCGCAAAGCAAAUCAGGUAUAUGUCAUAGAUUUUGGCCUUGCAAAGAAGUAUAGAGAUCUUCAGACUCACAAGCACAUUCCAUACAGGGAGAACAAGAAUCUUACAGGCACAGCUCGCUAUGCAAGUGUCAACACUCACCUUGGAGUUGAACAAAGCAGACGGGAUGAUUUGGAAUCUCUUGGUUAUGUGCUUAUGUAUUUCUUAAGGGGCAGUCUUCCAUGGCAAGGAUUAAAGGCUGGCACAAAGAAGCAAAAAUAUGAUAAGAUCAGUGAAAAGAAAGUUUCAACUCCUAUUGAGGUGCUUUGUAAGUCAUACCCAUCUGAAUUUGUAUCAUACUUCCACUACUGCCGAUCGCUGCGAUUUGAAGACAAACCAGAUUAUUCAUAUUUGAAGAGGCUGUUUCGUGACUUAUUUAUUCGAGAAGGUUAUCAGUUUGACUAUGUCUUUGACUGGACUGUUUUGAAGUACCCCCAGAUUGGUGCCAGCUCUAGAGGACGGCAUUCUAGCGGGAAACCUGGUCAUGCUGGACCAUCCGCUGAAAGACCAGUAGAAAGGGUCUCAGUUGGAAAAGAGAUUCGGGAAAGAUUCUCAGGUGCCGUUGAAGCAUUUUCAACAAAAAGGGUCUCUGGUUCUAGUCCACAUGAUACUUCCCGAAACAAGACUUUGGAUAAUCCACCUGAGCUGGAAAAAGGGCGCAGUUCUUCUCGUUAUGGCAGCAACUCAAGAAAAGCCAUUAUCUCAAAUAGCAGGGCAAGUUCCUCUGGAGAACCUACUGAAGGUCGCUCGGGCCGAUUGCACUCAAGUGGUGGUCGACUUCCUUCGACUCAAAGAAUUCAACCAGGGUAUGAGCUCAAAUCAUCCCAGACUCGUGCUGCGGCUGCCAGAGGCACUCGUGAGGACACUUUCCGGAGCUUUGAAUUCCUCUCGAUCAGGAAGUGA